Anopheles maculipalpis is the source of this 1763-nucleotide messenger RNA. RefSeq names its product coronin-6 (gene coro). Bases 15 to 1763 code for a protein of 582 amino acids. NCBI's taxonomy places the organism in Eukaryota, Metazoa, Arthropoda, Insecta, Diptera, Culicidae. Gene Ontology annotation, biological process: actin filament organization. Gene Ontology annotation, molecular function: actin filament binding. The transcript is spliced from 5 exons. The record is from RefSeq and is a predicted model, not a curated record.
UUGUCGUUGUGAAGAUGUCGUUUCGUGUGGUGAGAAGCUCCAAGUUCCGGCACGUGUUUGGGCAGGCGCUAAAGCGUGAACAGUGCUACGACAAUAUUCGCGUAUCGAAGAGCAGCUGGGACUCGACAUUCUGUGCGGUGAAUCCGAAAUUUUUGGCCAUCAUCGUCGAGUCGGCCGGUGGCGGUGCCUUCAUCGUAUUACCUCACAACAAGGUUGGACGAAUUGCGGCAGAUCAUGCACUGGUCGGAGGACACAAGGGUCCCGUGCUGGAUAUUGCCUGGUGCCCGCACAACGACAAUGUCAUCGCAUCUGGGUCGGAAGACUGCGUAGUGAAGGUGUGGCAAAUCCCCGACGGUGGCCUAUCACGAACGCUCACCGAACCGGUGGUGGAUCUUGUUUACCAUCAGCGCCGUGUCGGGCUCGUCCUGUGGCAUCCCUCCGCCCUGAACGUGCUUCUAACGGCCGGCUCGGACAAUCUGAUCGUGGUGUGGAACGUUGGCACCGGCGAGGUGCUGAUGCGCAUGGACUGCCACCCGGACACGAUCUACAGUGCCUGCUGGAACUGGGACGGUUCGCAGUUGGUGACGACCUGCAAGGACAAGAAGAUUCGCAUUCUAAACCCGCGCACCGGCGAGGUAGUGAACGAGGCACUCGCACACGAAGGUUCGAAGGCAACGCGUGCCAUCUUCCUGCGCCACGGAUUGAUCUUCACGACCGGUUUUAACCGAUCAUCCGAGCGCCAGUACUCGCUGCGGGCACCGGACGCGCUGGGCGAUCCGAUCGUGAUGGUCGACCUGGACACGUCGAACGGCGUCAUGUUUCCGCUGUACGAUCCGGACACGAACCUGAUCUACCUGUGCGGCAAGGGUGACUCGGUGAUCCGCUACUUCGAGGUGACGCCCGAACAUCCGUACGUGCAUUACAUUAGCCAGUUCCAGACGCCGGAUUCGCAGCGAGCCAUCGGCAUGAUGCCAAAGCGCGGCUGUGACGUGAGCACGUGUGAAGUGGCCCGCUUCUACCGGCUGAACAACAGUGGGCUGUGUCAGGUGAUCUCGAUGACGGUGCCACGGAAGAGCGAACUGUUCCAGGAGGAUCUGUAUCCGGACACGCUCGCGGACGAAGCUUCGAUAUCGGCCGAAGAUUGGAUCAGUGGGGUUGAUGCCGAUCCGCAGCUUAUCUCGCUCAAGGAUCGCGUUUUUCUCGUACAGGGUGGCUACGUGUCCCAGGCCCAAAGCACCACACUGACCGUGACGAAGAAAUCGAACGUACUGGACAAGAUGGCGCCGAAGAGUGGUGGUCCGAAGACACUUUCCGCAUCGACCGGUGGAUCGGCAGGUGCAUCGGCUAACGGGUCGCCGGUAACGGUCAACAAUGGGACUGGUGGUGGCGGUGGUGGUGGAAACACAUCACCGGCCAACAAUGGAACGCAGCAGAUCACGAUCGGAGGUGUAUCGGAGACACAGUUUGGUGAGCUGAGGACAAAGUUCGAAGAGGAAUUCCGCAAACUGAAGGCAAUCAUCGUCAAGCACGAGAACCGAAUCCGAUCGCUCGAAGCGACGGUUAAAGCAAUGACUGACCGGGGGCUAACGGAGGUGGACGGUGGUCUCGCACCUGCUGCCGCCUCCACCGGCACCUCGCCCUCCCCAGCGCCAGCACCUUCCUCGUUGCCACCCACGUCUGACGAUGGUGCGCAACCGUCGAUCGGGGCGGACGGUGGUGGCGGCCAUUAUCGCAACUCCACCCUCGAACCGGAUGAAGUUUAA